Messenger RNA from Vicia villosa (hairy vetch), 3120 nucleotides. RefSeq lists its product as uncharacterized. Gene Ontology annotation, biological process: chromatin remodeling. The record is from RefSeq and is a predicted model, not a curated record. The transcript is spliced from 8 exons. Gene Ontology annotation, molecular function: zinc ion binding. NCBI's taxonomy places the organism in Eukaryota, Viridiplantae, Streptophyta, Magnoliopsida, Fabales, Fabaceae. Bases 357 to 1841 code for a protein of 494 amino acids.
ACAAAUAAAAAAACGUUCUUUACCAUCUUAAAUCUAAAAGCCCCUUCCACUUUUGGCUUUUUUAUAUUUGGCCCCUAUUGUACUUGUUCCCUUUCUGUGACUUUGGUUACGAACUCGGAAUCUCUGCACCCUGCACAUUGCUCACCUCUUCCGUCAACCUCCCUCUUUCCUCCGCCGUUCUCCGUCCAUUCUGUACGCGUUUUCUGAUCUCAUCGGUGACGGUUGUUGUGUGUUGACUGGAUGAAAUUGACAAAUUUGCUUCUAGUGGUUCAACAAUCUUGAAUUUGAUACAUGAAAAUGCCACCAUUAUCUGAACUCCUUAUCGCUGGAGCUUUGUAGCAGUGAUUCAGGUGAUAAUGUUAAUACAAAGUUCUCUUAGUUCAGUUGAAGCUGGUCUAUGUAAUGUAUAUAAUGAUGGGAAAGAUUUUCAAUGUGACGGGAUACCUAGUGGUGAAACUUGGCAGGUUUGUCUGAAAUGCAACAAGUACCCUAUUGACUGGUGUAAAAAAGCUAAACCAAUGGAAGAGGAUAGAAGGAAUGCUGAUGAUCCUUACAACUCAAACUGUGCAAGAAGCUCUGGUCAACCAUCAACUGCAAGUAUAAUGACUGAAACUACCGCACCUAAUUUUGUAUACAGGAGAAAAAAGCUACGGAAGGGAUCAACUGCUCCUCUUUUCAAGCUUGGGCCAACUGAUGUGCAGACAAUUGCCAAUAUCCCUUCAGUCAUAAGUUCCUCUUUGCAUUUAUCAUCAGCUGAGGAUCAAACAACUGAUUUUGUAGUUGAGCAUCAAAUUGAAAUGGUUAAAGAACCUACUGUGCCUUCUGUCUUACUUGAAGAAGCAGCCAAAGAUAUCAUACAGAAAAAAUUAGGUAUUGGCAGUGUAAAUGAUAGUUGUUCCUCUUCAAAGUCAAAUAUGGCACUUGUUUCAGAUUCCUUAGAUACUGAGAUGGAUAACACUGGCGAAUGCUCUUCCUCCGGUGUAAUAGGAAUGGAUGCUGCAAGUGAAGAUUUAACAGAAAAGGAGUUCUGUGUUAAUAUUUUAAGAAGCCACGGACUUCUUAAAGGAGAUACUCUUACAUGCAAUGUGGUUUCUGUUGAAGGUGCUGUUACCAUUGGUAAUAACUACUGUUCCAGGUCAUGCAAAAUAUGUGGUCAUUUGGACAGUUCAGGGAAAAUGCUUUUAUGUGAUCAUUGUGAAGAUUCAUAUCAUCCAUAUUGCUACAAUUCACGUUUCAAAAAAUUACCAAUUGAUGAGUGGUUUUGUCAUUCGUGUCUUAGUAAAAGGCAGAAAAUUCUUAAGGAGACAAUUAACAAAUCACCAGGCAUCAAUAGUGAAAUGAGGAAAUAUAGAACUGCCAAGGGUGAAAUGAAUCCCAUACUGUUGAUGUUGAGAGACACUGAGCCAUAUGCAAGUGGCGUGCGAGUUGGUAAAGGUUUUCAAGCUGCAGUACCUGACUGGUCAAACCCUGUAAAAAGUGAUGAAGACGACUUUCCAGAACCAUUGGAAAUUAAUCCUUCCGAGUCUUAUGGAACGCAGGAAGAAAAUAUGAGAAAUCCAAUUAAAGUCACCAUUGGCAAUUGGCUUCAAUGCCAGGAGGUUAUAGAUAAAACUAGCGAAACAAUAUGUGGCAAAUGGCGCAGGGCUCCACUAUUUGAAGUUCAAACCAAUGGCUGGGAGUGCUUCUGUGCUAUUCAUUGGGAUCCAUCUCAUGCUGAUUGUUCUGUACCUCAGGAGGUGGAGACAGAUGAAAUUCAAAAGCAACUGAAGUAUAUAGAAAUGCUGAGACCGCGACUUGCUGCUAGACAGAGAAAAUCAGAUUGCACAAAUAAAGGUGAUUGAAGAUUCCAUAGUGAGCCAAAUGCAGAAGGUGUGUUUCUUUUUGGGGGGUGACAGACAUUUAAUGUUAGGAAUGUGCAGUGGAGGUUUCUAUGCAUCACUGUAUGGAUACUCCCCUGCCACCAACCUCUCCCUUUGUCCUCAACUCUGUCAUCUUCUCACAAAACUAUGCAUCAAUCGCGUUGGACUUCCUUACCGUUCAACUGAGUGUUUUGUUAUUAGUUCAAGUAAAGUAAUCUAUAGAAGCAACUUCAUUCUUCAUGUGUUUUGUUGGCACUGUGGUUUUGGUCUCACUGGCUUAAGAGGGAUGAGAAAGACGCAGAGUGGACUGAGAAUAUUAUGUGCUGUGUAUUAAUGUAACAGGUUUUGACUUCUACUUUUUGUUUGUUUGAAGAACUGGUGUAUUUUAAAAGAUUUUUUUUUAUACAACAAAAAAUUCCUGAUACUAAAAAGAAGCAACAGUGUGUGUUAAGUCCUUUAGAAUUGUGUUGCAACGACUUUGACAAGCAGCAUUGCGUUGCUUCUUUUGUUUUGUUUUGUCUCUUGUUGUGUAUUUUCAAAUAUGUUGUGUCUUUUUAGUGGCAUCAGAUGAAAUACCAAAAAACUCUCUCUUUGAGUACACAACAUAACCAUUUCUUUGCAAUAAUCUAUGUACUGUUUAGUUCUACUAAAUUUCCUGCAAACCUGCUUUAUGACAGUUCUAUAUUCAUAAUCGGAUUUGAAUAGGAGACUACGCCUUAUUAGUAUAUUAAACAGCUCAGCCGAUAACAGUUAACCAAGCUUUCCAUUGCUUACUAGUAUUAUAUUGCUUGAAAUAAAGUAAUUAAAACAUUAGAAAUACUAACUAGUGCCCUUGGGGCAUUUUUUAAAACCUUAAAGAAGUAAGUUUUUUUUGGCCAAUUUUUUAUAAAAUAUUUUUUUAUUUAGAAACCUUAAAGAGUGUCUCAUGGUACUGGUUAACAAGACCCUUAAAACAUUGAUUUAACCCUUAUAUCCUCUACCGACACUAACUACUUACCAUUUACAUUUACAGCAUAAUACCCAAUAGAAAUACCCCAUUUUCUUUCUGAAAACUUUUCAUUAUCUAGAAAGUUAUAUUCAUUUUAUAUUGCUAUUAAAAUGUUUCAUAGUUUCUUAAAAUGCUAUAUAUUUUUUAAAAUUGUACUUUGGAUCUUCUUCACUACUUCCUUAUUUUAUUUAUGUUUUCUUAUGUUUAUUAUUUGAAAUGAAUGAUAACAAGAAAUAAUUUCUUUUUCCAUCCCUAGGUCACACCUUUGAAAAC